AGGUGGCGGGGCACCUGCAGUACCCGCCAGGAUGUGAGACCGUCUACUCUUACUUCGAGUGCGUGGGAGGGCCUGACAAAGAGAUCGUGUUCUUCGGCCUGCAGUACUACAUCAAGAGGUACCUUGCUGGGCCGGUGGUCACCCGCGACAGGAUAGACGCUGCAGAGUUGGCUUUCAAGGCGCACUUCUGCCAGGCAAGGGGGGGCUACGACCCCGGUCUGUUCCACAAGACGGGGUGGGAGUACAUCCUGAAAGAGUACGGGGGGCAUCUGCCCAUCCUGAUCAAGGCAGUGCCCGAGGGCACCGUGUUGCCGCGGCAGCACGUCAUGUUCACGGUCGAGAACACCGACGACCAGUGCUUCUGG
Molecule: messenger RNA, 365 nt
Organism: Prorocentrum cordatum
Lineage: Eukaryota; Dinophyceae; Prorocentrales; Prorocentraceae
Source: the annotation of a GenBank genome assembly